Molecule: messenger RNA, 600 nt
Organism: Trypanosoma grayi
Lineage: Eukaryota; Euglenozoa; Kinetoplastea; Trypanosomatida; Trypanosomatidae
Exons: 1
Coding region: 1-600 (199 amino acids)
Source: RefSeq, a predicted model, not a curated record
AUGGCGGACUUCGCCGCAUUCCGCGACUACCAAACACGCUCCUCUAUCCUCGCGGAGAAGGAGCGGGCCGUUGAGCUCCGCCGCCGCAUGCUGCAGGAGUUGACGCAGAACGUGCAGCUGCUCUCGGACGAGUGCAAGCGGCGCGAGGAGCAGCUGCAGCAGGAGCGGCACCGCUUCGCCCAGCGAAAGGCGGUGCAGGACGAGAAGGUCGGCGCGAAGGACAAUCAAGGGCGGGCGCAGCGCGAGCGUGUCGCCGCACUCGACGCGGAGGAAAUGCGCCUCCGCUGCGACAUCGCGGACCGCGAGGAGGAGAUGCAGCGGGUAGAGGCCGAGCUGCAGCAGCGGCACGCCCUCUCCGGCAAGGUGCGGGAGGCGAAGGAGGGCCUCACGCAGCUCAAGUGCCAGCUGGAGGAGCGUGACGCCAAAGUGAUGCAGCUGGAGACGCGCGUCGCGAGGAUGGAGAUGGCCGCGGAGAAGCGGCACGCACUCAUUGCGGAGCGGCUGCCGUCGUACCGGCUGCCGCGAAUAGAGGCGGAGCGCAGCGGCGGUCUUGAGGAAACCGCCGGCGAGAGCAUUUUGCUCAUUGACGAGUUAAAUUAG